Molecule: messenger RNA, 822 nt
Organism: Paramecium pentaurelia
Lineage: Eukaryota; Ciliophora; Oligohymenophorea; Peniculida; Parameciidae
Source: the annotation of a GenBank genome assembly
AUGAGCUUUGAACGUUAUCAUCCAUCCAAACUAAACAUUGAAUCAAGUGACAAUAAUUACCAUCACAAUGGCAAUAAUCAUGUCCAUUUAAAAUAUGCUCCCAUCAAAAUUAUUCACAACGAUAUUGCUAAUUGUGAGGAAAGACGUAAAUAUCCCUAGUUAAAUCUACGCUUUCAACCAGCUGAUGAAACCAUCGUAAUUAUGUAUCAUAAAGUAGACUCGUCAAGAUCCAACUGUCACUAUUCCUCUGAGUUUUCUACAAUAACUAAUUUAAUAGGCUUAUUCAAAUAAAUAAUUAAGAACAUUAAAUAAUCCCUCUUUUAGGGUGGAAGAGAAUAGAAAUGAUGCAGUAGAAGAACUAAUCAAGUAGAUCGAAAUCUAAUAAAAAGGAUUUUACCCUAUUGAUGGUAAAUAUAUUAUUGUUAUAUUUUUAUAAUAGAAGAAAAAAAAAUAUAAAAUGCUCUAAUCUAAAAUUAAAUGAAUUUUAUUUUAAAAAAUGAAGAAGCUAUUUAAAUGAUUGAGACUUAUUUUUCAGAAAAUACUAAUCUUAAACCACAUUUCAAGACAUGGCUUUAAUAACUAGAAGUAAAAGCCAUAUAAGAUAUGUUGAUCUUAUGUCAUUCUGAUCCAAAAGGAUAAUAAUACUAAGAUUUAUUUAAAGCCUUAUUCCAAAAGUUAUCUAUUGAAUUUUAUCAAAAACAUGCUUAUGCCUAGAUCUUAAGAAGUGAUCAAUAAGAAAAGCUAAAAUAUCUAUCUUAAAUAGGAGAAAUCUUAAAUAAAAUAACGAAACCAUAAGAAUAUUAUUAUUUUAAGCAACGAUGA